AUGCUGAUUGGUGGUGUGAUGCUUACGGAUAUCGUUGAAAUGGCCAGUAGUCGACCUGUCUCAAUGAUAAUUUCAUCGAAUGGUGUAUCUGAUGAAACAAGUAUAAAUGGAUCUAAAAGUAUUUUAUCAAACAAAGAAUCACUUUCAUUACGUUCAUCGAAUCAACAAAAUAUUCCAAUAAAUAAUAUUAUUAAUGCAAAUUCAUCUUCAUCAUCAAUUGAUAGUGCUGGUGCUAAAAAUGUAAUAUCGAUUGAAAAACAAAUGUCAUCACAAGUAAAUUCAAAUGCAACAAUAUCAUCAACAACAACUGAUAGUGAAUUAGACAGUGAACAAGAAGAACGAUAUAUUGAUAAUAAUAAUUUAUUAGAAUCAAAUAAUGUUUCACUACAAAUACAACAACAAUCAUUAUCACGACGUGAUAGUGAUCAACAAAAAAAUGAUACUAAUUCACAAGAACAAUUAUCACGACGUGUAAAACAUUUUUAUAAAUUAUUUAAAUCUGAAAUACCUGAUGAUAUGCCAGAAUUAAUUGAUUCUUAUGUUUGUGCAUAUCAAGGUGAUAUAUUAUUACAAGGUAAAAUGUAUAUAACUGAUCGUUAUCUUUGUUUUCAUUCACGUAUUAUAUCUUAUAUAACAAAACAUGUUUAUCGUUGGGAACAAAUUGCAAAUAUUACAAAAGAACGUGUCGCAUUCAUAUUUCCAACAGCUAUUGGUAUACAAUUAAAACAUUCAGGAAAAAAAAUUAUUUAUGCAUCAUUUCUACAACGUGAUCAAGCAUUUGAUAAAAUUAUUUAUAUGUGUUCACGUUUUAAUAAUGAUACAAAUUCAUUACAAGAUGAUGAUGAUAAUCGUUCAACACAAGGUGGUACAUUAAAAGCUUUAAAUAGUAAUCAUAGUUAUAAUGAAAAAAUUAAAAAAACAAAACAUGAUAUAUCUUAUGAUAUGAUCGAUGAACCAGAACCAGAUGAAGUUUUACAAAUGUGUUUAUCACCAAAUAAUAAUAAUAAUAAUAAUAAACAACGACAACAAUUUAUAUUAUCGAAAAAUUUUGAUAUUAAACAACAAUUAAAACCAACAAAAAAAUUAUUUAAUUCUGAUAAAAAUAAAUCAUUUAAAUAUUCAAAUACAAAUCCACAAUUAAGAAAAAAUUUCAAUGAAAAUAUUUCUGAUAAUAAUGAAUUCAAUAGAAAUUCAUCUAGCCAUAAUAAUAAUAAUAAUAAUCAAGGAAAAGAAAUUGAUACAAUAUUAAGUAGUGCUCCCAUAAUAUUUCGUCAACCACGUAGUAUUCCAUUACGAACUAAUCGAAGUCGUAGUCGUGAUCGAACAUUAUCACCAUCAAAUCGUACAUCAUCAAAUAUUCAAAGUUCAAAUUCUUCAACAAGUUCAAUAACAAAUACUGAUUCUUUGAUAAUAAAUUCUAAUAAUAAUGGAUUAAUAGGAAAAUAUAUUCGUAUAAUUAUUUUAUCUAUUAUAUCUAUUAUAAAACUUAUUAUGGAAUAUUUAUUAUUAUUAUUUAAUCGAUUUAAAACUUAUCCAAUUAAAACAUCAUUAAUACUUUUAAUAUUUAUUAUAAUUUUAAUAAUUCAUUCAUUUUAUUUAAUUAAUGUUGCAUAUCGUAUAGAAAAUCGUUUACAAUCAUUAUAUCCUUUAUGGCCAUCAUCAUCAAUAAAAAAUUCUCGACGAUUACAAAACGAAAUAUAA
Messenger RNA from Rotaria sordida, 1701 nucleotides. NCBI's taxonomy places the organism in Eukaryota, Metazoa, Rotifera, Eurotatoria, Philodinida, Philodinidae. The record is from the annotation of a GenBank genome assembly.